AUGAUCGUCGAGGUUCCCGAGCGGAUUUUCGUCGAGAACAUCGAGAUCUUCAUACUUUUGAUCGUCGUCGCAGUCGCUGUCUUGUUAAAUGCCCUGGUCUUCGCACAGAUUGUUUCAACAACAAAGUAUGUUUUUUGUUCUUCGUCCUAUAUGACGUUAAACUCCCCAACUUGAAUGAAAGAUAUAAGUUUAAAAUCGAGUUAUCCACUCAUAUGGAACACCUGCGUUAUUAGAAAAAUUACAAUUAGAGCUUGUACUUUUAUUUUAUUUUUUGCCCUAAUAAAAAUUCACUCAAAGCAAUGACGAAUGCUUUGCUGGAGGUCAUGAAAAACAUUUCUCCUUAGACCUACUCAUAAUUUUUGGAAAGUGAAUCACAUAUCCGUUUUUAGGACACCGACUGUGAGAACUAACUUCCUCACGGGGCCUUAUCACAAAAACUCGUUCCAACUGUUCAAACUCAAUUUGUGUAUUUCCGACUUUUUCAUCCUUCUCAUAUAUGCCCUGGGAAAGGUAAUUUCCUCACAGGAAAGACCACCAGCUCAACUUUAUUUUUUUUCAGAUUGUGUGGCUAACAACUUUCGAGUGGAAACUGGGCAACUCGGGAUGCAAACUGUACAAAUUUUUCUCGUCGUUUUCUUUUUAUGCCAAUUCCAACAUUAUCGUUGCCAUUGCGCUAGAUAGAUUGAAAGUCGUCUAUACAACGCAAAUUCAAGGUUUACUCAAUUGGAAAAACGUUUCUUGAUGAAAAGACUUUUCAAAAAUUUUCAAGUUCAAACCAUCGCCAGAAUAUUUUUGCAACUGUUUCUGAUAUUAUCAAAAUCAUUAAAACUCCUGAAGCAAAUGUUAUUAACAGCCGAUUUGAAAUAUUAUUGGAUGAGAAUUUCGUCAGGGAAAUAGUGUUCAAAAAUAUGAGUUUGAGAGGUUUCCGUAGUAACAUUUGUCCUAAGUUAACAUUAUAGGAAUUUCACCUGUCAAUAACUUCAUGUGACUUUAAAUGGCAGAAAAAAUUGAUAAGCUCUGAAAAAUAUAUUUAGAAAAGGAAGUUCGAAAAUAAUCCUUUUCGACUUGCAGGAGCAACGAGUGUGAGAAGAGUCAGAUGUAUGAUUUUCGGCUGCUGGCUCUUCGCCUUUCUUUGUAGUUUUCCGCAAUUCUUCAUUUGGAGAACCAUGCCCGUUGGCUCAACUUGGGAGCAAUGUGUUACUAUUUUUGCGGUCAGUAUGAAAUAUCAUAUAAAAAACUUUCAAAAGAGAGCAUCAAAUUUUUUUUUCAAGUUUAAAGUCAGUUUUGUUGAAUUUAAUCGGAACCAAACAAAACUUCAACUUUAUAGGUGGCCAACUAUCACAACGCAACUACCGAGCUCUUGGAAAGAAGUGCAAUAUUCUAUGAGAUUGGGCACCAAUUCACAGUUUUUUGGCUUCCGUUGAUGACAAUCCUCAUCAGCUACAUUUUGAUCGUUCUCAAGUUGCUUCAUUACAGUUUGCGAGCACGCGAAAAAAUAAAAAUUGCUCGGUUUUCCGACAGCGAAGAGAGGUGAGCCAAUUUUUUUGUGCACAGAGUGAACUUUCAGAAAACUUUAAUAUGUUCUUUUGAAAUAGCAUUCCGUGACUUUAUGAAAUUCAGGCCUCUCACAAAUUCUUUCGAUGUCUUUGGCAAACGAGUGAAAAGGAAAAGCCGCUGGGAAAAUUUUCUGCAGCUGAAUAUGAUCAAAAAACAAAGAGAUACACCGAGGCCUGUUUCAGGUACGUAUCUUUUUUUCACAAAGUUUGAGCACGUUGAAAAUGCCGUAGCGCUUUUAUCAAAGAUUUAAGGUUGGAAGAUAAUAAUUUUAAAAAAGGAAGUAAUAAUUCUCUACUAAAGAAAAAGUUCUCAAGUUCUUCAAUUCUCAAUGAGGAACUUUUUCAAACAACUAAAAAAAAAAUGAACUGUAACUUUAUAUUAUAACGACUGAUUAUUCAUGAAAAUAGUCUUCUGGUUUUAAAAAUGAUAAGGGAUGUAAAAAAAGAACAAACAGUCUUAGAAAAAGUGAAAAAAUUUUUGGAUUUUAUUCAAAUAUUCUAAAAAUGUACUAAAACUCUAAUGCAGCCCAAAGACUUCAGCGACAGCAAAAGAACAAGCACACGAGUUUGGAGGGCAAUUGAUUACUACAGAAACUGUGCGAACCCGAGAAUACAAUUCAAAGUUUCAAUAAACUUUCGAUGCAUUAAAGAUACAUUGAAGACAGAAAAUUCUCAUCGGAAAAAAUACUUUCAUUUGGACACUUGUGGAUGGAAAAUAGCCAAUCUUUUUUUUCUUACAGGAAUAACGCUUCAUCGAACGAAAAGCUGGCCGACUUGGCGCUCACAACUAGGUUCUCGCGUUUUUCGAAGUGCUUGUCUUAUCGUCGUCACUCACAUCACCCUGUGGCUCCCGUACAACACAAUUAGCGCCACUAGGUUUUUCUCCUUCAUCCCUUUUUUUAAACAUCCUUUGUUUCCAGAUUCAUCGAUCAAGAGUUCUACCAAAGAGUUAUGGAAAACGGAGGAAACUUUUUGGAAGACCUGAUAGUGGUCAAUUCGCUUUUGAACCCACUCCUUUACGCUCAAAGACGAUGUCGGAAAUGA
Messenger RNA from Caenorhabditis auriculariae, 2600 nucleotides. NCBI's taxonomy places the organism in Eukaryota, Metazoa, Nematoda, Chromadorea, Rhabditida, Rhabditidae. The record is from the annotation of a GenBank genome assembly.